AUGUCCGAGAGUGCCGCCAGUCGGCAGAACCAACAGAGCAAUUUCACCGCGAAAUGUUUUCAUUUUUUGUUCGCACUUGGGACGGUGUUGGUAGUGAGGAAAUUGUUGGGCCUCAAACGAACUGGAAAAAAAAGUUCUACGUACCACAUACCACAGUACGAAUCAUUACGACGUUACAGGUAAAUCGAUAAUUAGUGUUGAGAUUUUUGUUGUCGACCAAAAAAAAAAAAUCACGUAACGUAGCGUAUUAAUCAUACUCGUGGCACAGUCGAAAAAACAAACAAGACGUGCAUUAUACAGAAUAAGUUUUUUAAGCGUAUGAAUAUGACUUUAAUAACCGUAACGCGUAGUGAUACCGCAGUAAACGUCCUCUGCAGAUUGUUUCGGCGUAAGCAAUUUAAGUUUCAACGAUAUUCAAUCCGACCCCUUUAUUCCGGUAAUUUAAUGACUCUGUUACGAGGUGGGUGGUAGGGGAGGGAAACUCAAUUAAUAAAUUAUUGUCGAUGCCCCCUCCGUUCCUCCAAAAAAAAAAAUAAUAUUAAAAACUAAAAAAAUAUUAUGCGCGUGUACGAUCGCGUUUCGUUAAUUACCUAUAUUAUUCGUCUUUCGCGUUCGCUUUAUACAAUUUAGACGUGUAUAAGUUAUUUGCGUAAAAAUACUCGCUACGAAUUCACGUGGAUAUCGUUAUCUAUUAUAUUUUAUUAAAAAAACAGCUCCAUCGUUUAAAACAGAGAUUUUGAAAAAAAAAAAAAAAAAAAACGGAAUUUUACAAAUUUCAGAUAACUGCGUUACAACUACACUCGCGACAACCGCGACACUUGUUCAUAAUUUCGUACAUCCGAUUUGAAUACAUUUUCUUCAGUCGAUAUCGGUUUUCGCGUCUACAUUUUUUUUUUUUCGAAAACGUCGUACAAAUUGCCUAUACGCAACCCCUUGAAUGUUAUCGAUAAUAUUCGCGUUUAAAUAUAGAAUAUUAUAAACCGCGUUGUUAGAAUUUAUCCGUCAACGUAAAAACGCUAACACGGUGUAUAUAUUAUACAUCGCAUCACUCGUCAGUUAUCACUCAACGUAUACUAGAAAACCUGUUUACAAAAAAAAAAAAAGACUUAAUAUUUCAGCUGGAUUGUAAUAGGAUUUUUGGAAGUUGAUAGGAAGUAACGAAAUAUACAUUUUCAGACGAAUUUCAAACUGUGUAACACUUCCGGUGCGCGCGUGUAUAGUACAAAUUACUUUUUUUUAUACAACUUUCGUAUCAAAGUAAUUUUUCUUAUCACGAAAUUGUCAAAAUCACAAUAUGUUGAAAUGUAAUCCCUGUACAAUUACCAAUCUAAUUAUAUUGAGGAUAGCUCGAUUAUAAAAUGAUUAUUGCAUUAUUAUUAAUUAAUUAACGAUUAUUAUAUGUAAUUUCAUUACAAAUAAAUUUUUUGUAAAUAUUAAAUUCAAAAAUGAUAAAACUUAGCAAAUUUUGUAAUUAAAAAAAAAUCUUUUUACACAAGAAAUGUUUAAAAAUAGGACAGACAUGUUUCGCACCUUGGUGCAGCCAUAGUUGUGGGUGGGAAGUUGAGAAGGUAAAAUACAAACGGGAAUUUAACGUGUAUCUGUUAGCAAAGAUAAACCAUUGCUAACGAAAAAACUAUUCUGAGCGGAAUUCAGUUGAUAGGUUUGCUUUUUCAACGAUAUAUAUAUAUGUCAUAUUAUGGUAAAAUGAUUAUAACCUUGUGCGUUUCCAUGACAAUAAUGAUCGUUUGAAAAAUAUUAAAAUAAUAACAAAAAAUAAAAAUCACGGUUGCCAAUGACAACCAAUUUUUAAUUUUUCUAAUCUUUUUUAACUCAAAGAACCAGGUUUUCCUCAUUACCUCGAAUAUUAAUGAGAAUUUCAAAAAAUGACCUAUCUAAAGCACCACCCAGUGAACAUUUCCUUUCAGGAAAGUUGCUAUACUUGAUAAUCGAAAUAAUCUUGCUGGUAGAAAAAUUGUUCACAUAAAACAAAAAUAAUAAACUAAGGAAAAACGAUUCUGAGAAAAGUCCAGUUGAACAUAAUUUGAAAUUUUGUGAUUUUCAAGAUUUACUUUAAUGCUUGUAAAAAAAAAUUACGUACAAAAGAGGGCUAGAUAAGAAAAAUUAUUCGUCGAAAGUAUUUUGUCGGAAAAUAAUUUUAAACCGAUCUAAGUAUGACAAGCUAUCGCGAAAUAAUAGUUCUCAAAUUCCCAAUGAAAUAAUAUUCCGAAAGAAUAAUGUUUCCGAUAAAAUAUUUUUCGACGAAAUACAGUCAACAACAAAUUACGUUUCAGAAAAGAUAAUUUCAUUUUUUUUUUUAUACGCCUCUCUUGGAAAGUAUUUUUUCUGGACUAUUAAAGUUUUACCGAAAAAAAGCUAAAGAAAACGUGACAAUUUUAAAUGACUAUAAGACAAUAGCUCAAAAACCACCGAAAUGUUUUUAAAACUUAACCAUGUCGACAAAAAACAAUGAUAAGUAUUCCGUGAUAAUUUCAAAUUGAAAAAUAAAAUAUUAAAAAUAUCAAAAACAACGGAAACCGUUAUUUUGAAAAUUGUCUCGUUUCUUUCAAUCUAUUAAGAAAACUACAGGGAAAAUUAAAAAUAUACAUUCUCAAUGCGCCAACUAGACGAUAUUUUCCAGCACAGUUCACCUUCGGAAUUUUUAAUCGGGCCACGGUUUUCGAUUAAUAUCAACACAAAAAAAAAAAAAAAACACAUACCGUAUUAAAACCGAAAUAAAUAUUAUAAUAUUCGCGUAUUUUUCAAUGACGAUACGGUUUACUGCUCGCGAUCUCAAACAUUGCAAUAUAACUCAUAUAAAAACUGUGUUCCGGUUUCGCUGGCGUUUCCGCAGUCCGGUAUAGUGUCGGAGAAUAUAGGUAUGGAGGCCUCUGGCGAUUCGGCCUCCUAUAUUUUGAAAUAUAUCCCCCCCGGACAGUACACUUCUCUGGUCCGGAAGCGCCGCGUUUUCGCCGUUGAUUUUCAACCGGUGUUUCCGUUUUGGCGUCGGCAGCUCGACAACGGCGUACGCGUUAUACCUGCCUACCUAGGUACCUACUAUGUUACAACAAUCAGGCCAGUUAUCUCGAAAAUCGUACAUUGUGUCGUGAACCGUCUUGUUUAUAAUAAUCGUAUGUAUCCAUAACAUUGAUUUUUAACGAUUUCGGAGAUUGCACUUUAAAACUGUUUAAAGGGUUCAGCAUUAUGCUUAAAGUUUCAUAAGUCCUCUCUUCUCUACGGGAAUUUCGAUACGUAUGAUAGUGUAAACUCGACCGGUUUUUUUUUUUUUGAUUUUUUUUAAGUUUUACGGUUUAAAUGGAGGAUACGGGGAUAGUGAUCAGAUCGAAUUUAAACAGUUACAAGUAGCUAUAUUAUUGUAGUUACUUAAAUACUACAAAAAUAACUAUACAUAUUUUUGUCAUUCUUUUUGGAGCGAUAGAAAUUCUCAAAAAGUUUCUCGUAGUAUAUUAUUAGAACUUUGAACGUAUGAUAAAUUGAACACAGAGAUUUUUAUAAAGGGUCGUUUUUUUUUUUUUUCGAUGUCCGAAAAAUUUAUAAAAACCUUAAAACUCGGCGGAAUAAAUAUUAAUCAGCAGGAGUGAAAUUCAAAACUAACCGGGGAUUAUAAAACUUUGUAUGAUCAAUUUCAAAAAUGUUUACACACUCAAAUUUAUUGCUGUACUAUAAACAUUGAAAAUAUACGAGUACCUACUGAAAUAAAAGUGUAUGGUAAAUUAAACUUCACUGGAAUCCUUUUUUUUUUUUUUUUUAAUGAACCAGUCAAAUUCGUUGUUCUUCUUUUUAAAAAAAUUGUUCACAAUGCGUACACGUAACAAAAAAGAAAAUAGUGUCAAAAAAAUAUAUUAAAAAGCUCCACGUGCUUGCACCAUAGUUCGGCCACUUUUGUAAGAAGAAAUUUCGAAAGGUAUAGGGUAUAGUGUGAUUACAUUUUUAUAUUAAAAGCAACGAUACAUCGUUACAAUCAAAAAACGAUUCUGAGCAGAGUAUUUCUAAUAAUAUUACUCUUUUUUCCCCUUUUUAGAAAAAGGUAAAGCAGUAAUAGACUUGCAGUAAUUAAACCGAUGUAUUGACAUUUGUCGACCCUAUAUUUAAUAAAAUAAAAUAAAAAAAAAUACUUAUCUAUAAAUCGUCUUUAAAUAAAUAAAACCACCAGACGAAAAAUCUAUAAGGUAUAACGCAUAAAAAAUAUUGGAGCAUUUUUACUCAUCAAAAAAGUUGUUUUAUUCAGUUUAGUACACUACGUACACAGCUUACAACAACGAGUAAAAUAUUUUAUAUUAUAUAAGUAUUUAAAAAAUAAUUCAUAACUUUUAAGCUUAGGGACGGAAAUAUAAAAUAUUUAUGAAGGAAGAGAUGAUGGGAGGGUCUGACUAAAAAUUAUUUUUAAUAGGAGUAAAUUGGAAAUUGAAAAUAUAAUUAAACACCUGAAGUAAUUUUGAAAUAGGAGAGGGGGUUAUCCCUUUGCUCAAAUAUAUAAGUAGUAUUUUGAUCUUUGAACUUUACAAUUCUGGAAAUUUAUAAAAAUGAAGUUUUAACGUAGUAGAAUUUAUCGCAAAUAAAAAUGUUUGCUUUGGGUUAAAAUAUAAACAAAUAAUACGUUUUUUAUUUUAUUUAACAAUACAAAUCCGUGUAGAAUCUCAGUAAGAAUAAUAAAAACUGCAAAAUUACAAGUGAUUCAAAAACAUUAAAUACCCGGAAGAAAAAACUCUAACCUUGUAUGACAACGAGAUUAUAAAAAAAAAAAAAUGUAGGCACAGUUUAUUAUCCCAUUCAAAUCUUCCUUCUUUUUUUUUGCCCUCGUAAUUCUAUAUUUAUUUUUAAAAUGAUUGCGCAGUAAAAAAAAAAUACGUUGAAAAACGUUAGUUAGGUACACGAGCACUCAAAGUUCGCCGAUACACUUAUACUUGCCUAUAGACCGACUGAGUGCCUGCAGAAUGACGAUAUUGUCACCUUAUAUUUUCGUAUUCUCGGUAGCACUCGUGUCUCGUAUAUUUAAUUACUUUAAUUUUUUUUUUUUUUCAAACCUUGUAAAAUCAAAAAUCGGGUAAACGCUUUUUCUCGCAUUAAUCGAAAAUAUAACAAAUAAUCUCGCUGCAAUUUUAUUAUGUCACAUUAGUACCACAAGUAAUUGAGUUAUAUGAAAAAGAAUUUUACAUUUAUUUGACAUUGGUUUCCAAUGGUGUUUUCUUUUUGGUUUGUGUCGCGUUUUAAUAGACGUUUUAAUGGUAUAUCAUUUUAGAUGAAGUUAAUUAUUUUUUUUUAUGUCCGUGAAAUACUUUCUGCCCCGAUUUUCAAAUGUAGCAUUUUUUCUGAAAAUUAAUCUAAACUGGGAUGGUACUUUAGAGAGGUCAUUUUUUCAUUUUCCCAUGGAUUUUCAUAAUAAAUAAAAAAAAAAAACGAGAAAAUUCGCUCAAUUAAUUAUUUUCAAAUAGUUAACAAAACGGCCUUUCAAAACAUAAUAUACAACCGAACUCCACUCAGAAUCGUUUUUCGUUAGUAAUGGUUUAAUCGUUGCGCACAUAUACACAUUAAAUUUCCCAUCGACCUUCUCGACUUAUCACCCGCAACAGUGGCCCACCCGUCGUGUGAAGUAUUUCCGUUUUUUUCUAUUGUCCGUACCACAAAAUAUGAGCGCUAAAUCGUACGCAUUUUCGUUCGGAAUUACUAAAUAAAUAAAAUCAAAAUUGAAUGUACGUUUUUCGCGAGUCUGUAAAUCCCAUAUUCCUUAUUGUUAUAUCGAUCUCGUGAGCUUGCAUUUAUAUUUUUUUCUAAUGCCACAAACGUCAACAGUUCACUUUUGUUCGCGUUGUAUCGUAAACCCACGACAGACCGACUCGUAUUUUGCAUACACAACACCGUCGCGUAGUCGAAUUAAGUUUUUAUAAGUUAACCGCAUUGUGUCGCCUAACCGUUUUAUUUAUUUAUUACAAACUACUACGGGCAACGUUUCUAUAUGGGGUGCCAUAAAAAUUGGCGGCGAAAAAUUUUCAUUUCGUUUUUUUUUUUUUUUUUUCCUGUUCACUUAACAGUUCAUCAUACUUUUACUAGUUCUGUACUAACUAGGCACAUAUUCCGAACAGCAUAGUCAUAAAUACUCAAAGCGCGUGAAUAUCCAUCGGUUUGAAACAAAAGCAAUUUUAACUUUCAUUAAAACGUUAGUUAUAAAAUUAAGAUUUCGGAAUUAUGUUAAAAUAUUUUCCGGGUUCAAUUUCUUGAUUACAUCGGAUUUUAUUAACAGAUCGCAGAUUUCUGCGCCGUCAACACUAAAUUCCUCAUUCGAACAGUCUAUUUGGUAUCUAGUUUUUUACCGAACUAUAUUGUUUUUUUCUUAAGAAACAGUUUGUCAACAGCGGUAACUCAAUAGGGGGAGGGAACAAGAAGGGCACUAUUGAUAUUUAUAAUAUUAUUUCAGUGAUGGCACAAAAUUAUAUCAUGACAAUCAAUUGUUCGAUUCGCCCGUUCGUUCGUUUAUUGAAAAAAUAUCUUUGGUGCCUGUGUCUGGUGUUGACAACGCCCAAGAGACAAAUCCCUCGGCACCUCAACGGCGGCCCGAACGAUCUAACAAGAGAAAAUCUACGAUACGCGCAAUCCCUCUAGUGUCUCAUAACAAACGAAAACGACACCCACGAACGAGCUAUAAAACGUCAAGAUCAUGUGCACUCGCAUUGGAGUUGAUGAUAGGCAGGAGAUAA
Cinara cedri is the source of this 6710-nucleotide messenger RNA. Lineage: Eukaryota; Metazoa; Arthropoda; Insecta; Hemiptera; Aphididae. The record is from the annotation of a GenBank genome assembly.